AUGUCUACUUCUACUUUUCCUUCUUCUACUUCUGUUCCAGUCAAACGAACAUUAGAUCAAGUUGAAGAUCAACCCAAAAAUUUUUUCACCUCUGUAAUAACGAUUACAAAAGAUUACAUUUAUUAUCUCGACUUAACAAAUUGGCAACUUAAUACGGAAGUCGAUGAAGAUACAUUUGUUGAGGCGUUUCCUCUUAUUUCGGAACGUGAAAAAUUUGUAGAAGAUUUGAAGAAUUUUUAUGAAGCGAGAAAAACUGCUUUUUCUCGUAUCGAAAGAAUUCUUCCUAAAGAAAAAGAACAUGAGUCAUUUGAUGAAAUCCAAGAAUGGCGAACCACCAUGUUGCAUGGUCCUAAAACUGGUGCAAAAAUCGCUCUUGAUAAGUUGGAGCGUUACGAGAAAAAAAUGAAAAAUGAAUCUCAAAAAUCUCGUAAAAACAAAGGAAUUUUUGACGAUGUGAUUGAAAAAUAUUCUGCAAAAUACAUAUCAUCCCAAUCUAGAACAGUAGAAAAUGAAUAUAUCUUUUGGUCUGAUAACGAAUUACAAAUGGACGAUAGUGAUAACGAAUUUAUUAUUUAA
Messenger RNA from Dentiscutata erythropus, 576 nucleotides. Lineage: Eukaryota; Fungi; Glomeromycota; Glomeromycetes; Diversisporales; Gigasporaceae. The record is from the annotation of a GenBank genome assembly.